Trifolium pratense (red clover) is the source of this 2282-nucleotide messenger RNA. Its product is annotated as rust resistance kinase Lr10-like. Lineage: Eukaryota; Viridiplantae; Streptophyta; Magnoliopsida; Fabales; Fabaceae. The record is from RefSeq and is a predicted model, not a curated record. Gene Ontology annotation, biological process: protein phosphorylation. The coding region runs from base 429 to 2153 and encodes 574 amino acids. Gene Ontology annotation, molecular function: ATP binding; protein kinase activity. The transcript has 2 exons.
UUUUCACUUUAGAGCUACAGGGAUUAUAAUUUGAAAGGGAAUAUUUGUAUGAAAUGUAACAUGUGGUAUCUAAGACUAAAAUUGUCUUUUUCAGUGCAAAUGUCUUUUAGCCAUCUUUCUUGACUUUUAUUAUUACAAUAAUGAUAAAAUUGCUUUUUUCUUGACAGAAAAUUAUGAUAAACACAUCUGACCACACAAGUUUUAACAAUAUCUUUUCAAAUCUCUUUUGUCUCCUUAUAUUUUUUUCUCUUCCACGACAUUGCAGUGCACAUUAUGGUCUUGGACUUUGAAAAUUUCUUAAUCCAUAUUUGUCUUGCAGCAUCAUUUUCAAUUUUAAAUAUAUUCAUUUCCUUUGAAAAGUCUUGCUAUGCUAAUGUUAUAUUGCUAUAUAUGAAAUUAUACAAGUUUGAAAUGUAAUACACUUGAACAUGUCACUCACAAUAUUAGCACUGCUGCUGCUGCUAAUGAACCUUGGAAAUGGUCAGAUAUUGAUCAAUAACUCAUCCAUUGAAUGCCCCUUCCGUCUAUCUUGUUCGCGGUACACGGAUUCACGGCACAAGGAUCAGAUCCUUGAAUUUCUCUCACUACCAAUAUCAGAAAAAAUAGUUGUUACAUACAUAAAUUGCGAAUCUCAAGAAAUAAUCCUAUCUCACCAACAAAACUGUCUUUCUAGUUUCUUUUUAACACACAAUGUUUCUGUAUUUUAUCCUUUCCGAUCAAACUAUGGCUUAAGGAACAUUACUUUCUUUAACUGCUCUUCGGUUCAACAACACCAUCUCAAAAGCUGGGACCAAAGAAACCCCGAUGCACAAGACAUGUUGUCUUGUCCGAUUUAUGUUGCAGAAUCCACUGAAAGUGUCGUUGAGUUGGACUUAUUAAGCUGCACAAGAAUGUUUGUUAAAGUUUUACCAAUAUGGGCAUUUGGGAUAGGCCAAAAUAGUCUCUCAUUGAGUUGGUCGAAAACAAAUUUUCGCAGUCAAUGUUUAGAGCUACACAACAAAUCAAAGAAGAACCACACAUCCAUCAUUUUAGAAACAAUAGGGGCAAUCAUUGGUUCGACUGUGCUGGUUGUUUUGAUUGGUGUUUUCUUUCGAGUAUACUUCUAUUUUAGAACGAAAGGGGAAGAUCAAACGAGACUUGACAACUUUUUGAAGGAUUACGAAGCUUCAAAGCCAACAAGAUUCUCUUAUGCUGAUAUUAAGAGAAUUACAGACAAAUUCAAGGAAAAACUAGGCGAAGGAGCUCAUGGAGCUGUCUAUAAAGGUAAAUUAUCGAGUCAAAUUCUCGUUGCAGUGAAGAUGCUUAAUAAUACAGAAGGAGAUGGGAGAGAGUUCAUAAAUGAAGUGGGAACUAUGGGAAAAAUCCACCAUGUUAAUGUUGUUCGAUUGCUUGGCUUUUGCGCUGAUGGAUUUUAUCGUGCUUUGGUUUAUGAUUUUUUCCCAAAUGGUUCGCUGCAGAAUUUCAUUUCUCCACCCAAUAACAAAGAUGGUUUCCUUGGUUGGGACUUAUUGCAACAAAUUGCUCUAGAUAUUGCUAAUGGGAUCGAGUAUCUUCACCAGGGCUGUGAUCAUAGAAUUCUUCACUUUGAUAUCAAUCCUCAUAAUGUCUUGUUAGAUGACAAUUUCAUUCCAAAAAUCUCAGACUUUGGUUUAGCUAAGUUAUGCUCCAAAAAUCAAAGUACUGUGUCUAUGACUGCAGCUAGGGGAACAUUAGGAUACAUGGCACCUGAAGUUUUUUCUAGAAAUUUUGGAAAUGUCUCUUACAAGUCUGAUAUAUACAGCUACGGUAUGUUACUGCUGGAGAUGGUUGGAGGAAGAAAGAAUACUAAAACAGUCGUUAAUGGUGAGGAAAAUUUCGAAGUUUUGUAUCCAGAUUGGAUCCACAGUUUGCUUGAAGGGGGAGACAUACAUAUCCCAAUUGACGAAGAGGGUGAUUUUAGAAUUGCAAAGAAACUAGCAAUUGUGGGACUUUGGUGCAUUCAGUGGCAUUCUGCGCAUCGUCCUUCCAUGAAAACUGUGAUGCAGAUGCUACAAGGAGAGGGAGACAAGUUAAAAGUUCCCGACAAUCCUUUCAAUGCUUCAUCUUCAAGUAAUAGAACUGCAAAUACUGCUACAGGGUAUUUUAAUUCAGAACUAGAUGUGAUUCAUGAAUAAAAAUUGCAUUAUUGUAACAUACUAGAAUAAAAAAUUUAUAGUUUCUUUGUAAAGGUGUAUUAUUGUAACAUUAGAACUAGAUGUGAUACAAGAAUUAGUCUCUUUUGAUCAACACUGGUAAAUUGUUUA